CGGCGCUGCGAGGAGCCCUACACCUACUGGCCACUGCUGCAGUGGCGCUGGCUGGCUACUCUGCCUACUAGGCCAGCUAGCGCUCCUGCUCCGCUGCUCCUCCUGCUGCUGCGCCAACGCGGCCGUCCUCAUCCGCCUCCGCCCUCCCUCCUCGGCUCCUCUCUCUCUCUCUCUCUCUCUCUCUCUCGCCGCCAUUGGUUAGUUCCAUAAAUAGUAGCCAGUUGCUCACUGGUCCUUCCUACCAGUUGCGGCUGCUUCCCCGACGCACGCCGCAGAUCUACGCCUGUAAGCGAUUGCUGCGGCCGUGGCUUUCCCGGCCAGCGGUUAGGGUUCUCCGGCGCCGGGCGGAGCGGGGAGGGGCGAUGGCGGGGAAGAGGGAGCGGAUAGCGAUACGGAGGAUCGACAACCUGGCCGCGAGGCAGGUGACCUUCUCCAAGCGCCGCCGGGGGCUGUUCAAGAAGGCCGAGGAGCUCUCCAUCCUCUGCGACGCCGAGGUCGGACUCGUCGUCUUCUCCGCCACCGGCAAGCUCUUCCACUUCGCCAGCUCCAGCAUGAAUCAGAUCAUCGAUCGCUAUGAUUGCCAUUCCAAGACGCUGCAGAAGUCAGAAGCACCGGCUCAGCUGCAGUCACAUGUGGAUGACAGCACUUGUGCAAGGCUAAGGGAGGAGCUCGCCGAAGCAAGCCUUAAGCUCAGGCAGUUGAGAGGAGAGGAGCUCCAGAGGCUGAGCGUCCAACAGCUGCAGGAGUUAGAGAAGACCCUCGAAUCCGGGCUCGGCUCUGUACGCAAAACCAAGAGCCAAAAAAUCCUCGACGAGAUCAACGGUCUGGAAAGAAAGAGAAUGCAACUGAUCGAGGAGAAUUCAAGGCUAAAGGAGCAACUGCAGGUGACCCGGAUGACAAGGAUGGAGAUGCAGCUCGGCGCCGAUUCAGAAGUUGUGUACGAGGAAGGGCAGUCAUCUGAAUCCGUGACCAACGCGUCAUAUCCGCGCCCGUCGGCCGACACCGACGACGGUGGCUCCGAUACAUCGCUCAGGCUCGGGUUACCACUGUUCAGCUCGAAGUGAUGGAAACCGAAUUGUCCUGGAGCAGAGUGACGCCGAUUACCUACCUGCCCUCCCCAUUGUGGACCCGGGAGCAGAAUUCCUGGACUGAGAAGCGGUCAACGCGUCGCUUCAAAAUAAGAGGCAUUAUGGAGUGCUGGAUGAUGUGUGUAUUCUGAAAGUGAUUUGCUUUUGUUAUACGGCAUGUUAAUAAACAACGGGUUCUUCCCUCUUGAUGCUACCUGCAAUUCAUGUUCUGUUCUCUGCUUUGAGUACUCGUAACUCCCUGCACUUCACUUCA
Messenger RNA from Panicum hallii, 1341 nucleotides. Its product is annotated as MADS-box transcription factor 47-like. The transcript has 9 exons. Gene Ontology annotation, cellular component: nucleus. Gene Ontology annotation, biological process: positive regulation of transcription by RNA polymerase II. Bases 363 to 1064 code for a protein of 233 amino acids. Gene Ontology annotation, molecular function: protein dimerization activity; RNA polymerase II cis-regulatory region sequence-specific DNA binding; DNA-binding transcription factor activity, RNA polymerase II-specific. Lineage: Eukaryota; Viridiplantae; Streptophyta; Magnoliopsida; Poales; Poaceae. The record is from RefSeq and is a predicted model, not a curated record.